Penicillium odoratum is the source of this 2421-nucleotide messenger RNA. Its product is annotated as putative ATP-dependent RNA helicase (Hrh1). Gene Ontology annotation, molecular function: RNA binding. The record is from RefSeq and is a predicted model, not a curated record. Lineage: Eukaryota; Fungi; Ascomycota; Eurotiomycetes; Eurotiales; Aspergillaceae. Gene Ontology annotation, cellular component: intracellular anatomical structure; catalytic step 2 spliceosome. The transcript is spliced from 2 exons. Bases 1 to 2421 code for a protein of 806 amino acids.
AUGCCCGAAAAAGUCCACACUCAUUUUGGUGGUGAGGAGUCUGCUCCUAAGCAGAUUUCACUCACCGCGCCUCCCACCACUGAAGAAACUGCCCGGAAGAAGAAGCGGGCUAACAAACGGAAGCGCGACGAGUCCGAACCCCAACCGCCUCGCGAUCAUGAAUCCAUUCAAACGAAGCCCACUCCUGCCCCUGCAUUCCAGGAGGAACCCGAACCGGAAGCGAAAGUAACAGAUAUCUCUCAAGCACCAUUAAAUAAGAGCGCGCUCAAUGGGAAGCCCAAACACAAGCCUAAAUCCUUCAUCGAUCCCAAGACCAAUUUCACAUCUCUCCGCGAAAAAGCCAAUGCUCUCUACGAAAUACGAAAGAAACUCCCAAUUUUCGCCCAUGCAAACGAGAUCCGGGAAAAUCUUCGUGAACAGGAUGUUAUGCUUUUGGUCGGUGAGACUGGUAGCGGAAAGAGUACCCAGAUCCCCCAGUUCCUGGUGAACGAAUUCUGGUGCCGGCCGACACCAGCCAAGGUACCGCAGAAGGAUGGAUCAGUCAAAUCGAUGAUGGUUGGUGGUUGUAUUGCGAUCACACAGCCGCGACGAGUGGCCGCUAUCUCUCUGGCCCGCCGUGUGGCAGAGGAGAUGGGAACACCACUUGGAUCAUCAUCGCCAGCGAGUAAGGUCGGUUACUCGGUACGAUUCGAUACAUCCACUUCGCCGAGUACCCGGGUCAAAUACUUGACUGAAGGAAUGCUUCUGCAAGAAAUGUUGCAUGACCCGUGGCUUACUAAGUACAGCGCGAUUGUAGUAGAUGAGGUUCACGAACGCGGUGUCAAUGUUGAUCUAACUACGGGGUUCUUGCGGAACUUGGUGUCUGGGAAGCGGGAAGGCCGUGGGGGAGUCCCCUUGAAAGUGGUGGUCAUGAGUGCUACAGCAGAUAUGGAGAGUCUACUUGGCUUCUUCCAGGAAGGAUUCAAAGACCAGCUCCAACUCCAGAACGGGACCAAAAAUGCCACGGAAGGGCAGAAAGAUGACGAGAGCUCUAAGCAGAUCUCAGUCUGUCACAUCAAGGGUCGACAAUUUCCUGUGAAAACUAUAUACGCACCAGAGCCCGUCCAUGACUACGUUGAUGCAGCUCUCAAGGUCAUCUUUCAGAUCCACUACAAGGAGCCGAUGCCUGGUGACAUUCUUGUCUUCUUGACUGGUCAAGAGACGGUGGAAGCUCUGGAGAACCUGGUCAAUGAAUAUGCCACCGGAAUGGAUCCCAAUCUACCACGGAUUCAAGUCCUCCCGCUCUUUGCAGCCCUUCCUCAAGCUGCCCAACAGCGAGUCUUUGCUCCUGCACCACCCCGGACUCGUAAAGUUAUCCUGGCAACUAACAUCGCUGAAACAUCCGUGACGGUGUCUGGAGUGCGAUAUGUCGUGGAUUGCGGCAAGGCCAAGGUCAAACAAUUCCGCACCCGGCUUGGCCUGGAUUCCCUGCUAGUGAAACCCAUCUCCAAAUCCGCCGCCAUCCAGCGAAAGGGUCGUGCUGGUCGUGAAGCACCCGGCCAGUGUUUCCGCCUGUACACCGAGAGUGACUACCUGAAACUUGACGAAACUAAUACCCCCGAGAUCCUCCGAUGUGAUUUGAGUCAGGCACUCCUCAAUAUGAAGGCUCGUGGUGUCGACGACAUUGCCCGAUUCCCCUUUUUGACACUGCCACCGCGUGAGGCACUGGAGAAGGCCCUGCUCCACUUGCUAAAUAUUGACGCGUUGAACGAGUCCGGUGGUAUCAGUGAGGUCGGCUUGAAGAUCGCCAAGCUGCCCCUGACUCCCACCCUUGGACGAGUCUUGUUGGCGGCGUCGGAAAACGGCGCUGAAUGUUUGAUUGAUGUGAUUGACAUUAUCUCUUGUCUCAGUGUGGAAAACAUCUUCCUGAACACUACCUCUGAGGAAAAGAAGGAAGCAGCCGAGAUCGCCCGUCGGGAUCUUUAUCGACGCGAAGGAGAUCAUAUGACGAUGCUGUCAACGGUUCGGGCCUAUGCGGGUGAGAAUGCUGACCGAAAGGCGUGGGCCGAGCGGCACCUGGUGUCGCAUCGUGCGAUGCAGUCCGUCAUGGAUGUUCGGAAACAACUACGGACCCAAUGCCGCCAAGCAAAACUCUUACCUCGUGAUGACCAAAUCAACCAACAUUAUGAUCCGUCGCCGGUGCAUAUCUUGCAGAGCUUCCUCUGUGGCUUUGCGACAAACACCGCUCGUCUUGUGCCCGACGGGAGCUAUCGUACGGUGGUCGGCAACCAGACUGUUGCGAUCCACCCCUCGAGCGUCUUAUUCGGCAAAAAGGUCGAGGCCAUCAUGUAUAACGAAUUUGUGUUCACGAACCGCAGUUACGCGCGGGGUGUGAGCGCCGUACAGAUGGACUGGGUUGGCGAGGCCCUUGCUGGCCAGUGA